AUGAAUAACGAGGAUAAUAUGGACAACUCUGGAGAAGCAACAGACCAGCCUCACGCUUUCCAAGUAGAAAGCGAGGAACCGGUUUCUUCUAAUCUCACUCAACUCACCGACGACAUUACCAACCAACUCGCCCGAGCAUUUCACAUCACUGACCAUCAUGAUGACCCGCUUUUCUUGCCAGCUUUGUUUACAAAUCCUGUGAAUACAACGACAACAGAGCAGCAUAUAAGAGAAGAACCAGAUGGAAUGUCCCUAGACUCUUCUCCCCAGAUUCUACACUCGGUGUCUGGAACUAGCGCACUUCUCAACACACAACAAUCCCCUUCAACCACUGCUGCUUCUCACGAAGUUAAUAAUACAACUGCAGCAGCUCGCAGCCUCGCCGGCAUUCUGAAGAAGAACAAAGGCGGGAAGACAGGAAAGAAAGUCAAGUUCGCAGCCCCGCCAGGGAAGGUAGUAAAGUGCUACAAAUCUUCUCAGGCAAUGGCUUCCUGGCUCCGUCCACUUAAGUCCAUCCUUCAGAUCGUCUCGUCCAAGGACAGACAGACUGCCAAGCUAGAUAAGAAGAAAGUUAUUGUUGUCAUGCCAGGACAUCAGCUUUUGGAUGGGGGGGAUGACAAGGAUAAGGACAAGGAUGAAGAAGGAGCGGGCACGGACUAUCACAAUAGCUUUCCAGUUGUGGGCGCGAGCUCGAUCGACGACCUGGUUGAAUACAUUCGCCAGGCCACCGCUUGUCCUAAGCAAACGCGCAACCUCAAGGAUUAUUGGAAACACCAGAGAGGUGGUGACGUUAGGAUUUGGGGGUAUAGAAACCCAUGGUGCACAAAAUGCUACGGGGAAUGCCCCAUCUGCGGUACCGCCUGUUGCGUAUACGAGGAACUGAAACGUGCAGUCUCAGAUGAGGCAUCAGAUCCUCUUGUGUCACGAGACCGGAGACGGAUAAUGGACCUAAUGGGGUCGGUGGGAGCCUACAUCAAAGACGCGAGCACGUUCUCCUUGUGUUCAACGCCAGGUUGCGGAAAGCAUGUCUGCCCAUCCUGUUGCGGAAUAUGCCCGGACAAGCGUUGCCGAGAUGUACAGUGCAAGCGAUGCUGCUUAGGAGUGCAAGGCAGAUCCCUGGGCCGUAUGCGACUGGCACGAGUAGUCAGCGGUGCGCCACGUUAUGAAGCACGACAAUAUCAUGACGAAGUUACGAUAAUUAUGCCGAUGACAUUCGUUGUUAAGCGAUCCCUGAGAAAUCUCCGGAUUCAUUGGCCAUUGAAGGGUGGUAUGGAGGAGUCUUCGGUAGAAGAUGGCAGUUUCGAUGCGCAUACAUCCCGAUCCCCAAGAUCUGGAGAAGUAGAGGCGGAAGCCAACCAGCCAAGGGCAGGGGCGGUCACGUGUCACCGCUUAGCGAGGCUCCGCACCGCACCACAAUUGUGUCAGUCUCACGAACAGCUCGCCGCAGAGACCGCUUCGACUCAACCACCCAACGCCAACCGACAACAUCUCGUCUCGACCGGCUGCGCAUCUCAGACGUUCAAGAUGCGUACCUACGACGAUUCUUUCAGCGGUCAGAAGAUCUACCCUGGAAAGGGUAAGCUGUACGUCCGUGGCGACAGCAAGAUCUUCCGCUUCCAGAAUGGAAAGUCCGAGUCCCUCUUCCUCCAGCGCAAGAACCCCCGCCGCAUCGCCUGGACUGUCCUCUACCGUCGCCAGCACAAGAAGGGCAUCUCUGAAGAAGUUGCCAAGAAGCGCACCCGCCGUGUCGUGAAGAGCCAGCGUGCCAUCGUUGGUGCCUCCCUCGACGUGAUCAAGGAGCGCCGCGCCCAGCGCCCCGAGGCCCGUGCCGCCGCCCGCCAGCAGGCCAUCAAGGACGCCAAGGAGAAGAAGGCCGCCAACGAGAGCCGCAAGCGUGCUGAGAAGGCCAAGGCCGCUGCCUCCGGUGCCAAGCCCGCUCAGCGCAUCCAGAGCAAGCAGGGUGCUAAGGGCUCUGCCCCCAAGGUCGCUGCCAAGUCGCGUUAAAACGGAUUAGAGGCGGUACUGGCUGUUGGGACUGGGAUGAAAGUAAAAGGAUAAG
Aspergillus welwitschiae is the source of this 2059-nucleotide messenger RNA. Its product is annotated as 60S ribosomal eL24 domain-containing protein. Gene Ontology annotation, biological process: cytoplasmic translation. The transcript is spliced from 8 exons. The coding region runs from base 1 to 2004 and encodes 667 amino acids. Gene Ontology annotation, molecular function: structural constituent of ribosome; mRNA binding. The record is from RefSeq and is a predicted model, not a curated record. Gene Ontology annotation, cellular component: cytosolic large ribosomal subunit. Lineage: Eukaryota; Fungi; Ascomycota; Eurotiomycetes; Eurotiales; Aspergillaceae.